AGGCAGGUAUUUGUCAAUUUGGUCAUGGCGGAAUCAUCAAAUUACGCUGGAAGGACAAAUCAGACAGUCAUUGCUUCUUCAUCAUCAGGUGGAAAUAUUUCGAUCUCUUUCAAUAGUGAUAAUGUCAAAAUGGCCGGGGGUGUAGUUAUUAAUAUCAACGGAGCCAAACUAUUGGAUAUCUACCGCGGCGAUAAGUCGGUUGCACAACUUUUGGACAGGGUUGUUUUGAAAGUACUUGGUGGCGCAAGAUACGACCAAGCGAUUCAGAAUAUUAACCCUGAGUAUCUUCAUAUACUAGUGCAAUGUCAUACAGACGAAAGAUUUAUCAAAGUAUUGGCUGAUUAUGACUCUGGAAGACUUAAAAAUCGUUUGCAAGAAGAAUUCUUAAAGAUCGGUAUUGACGUACAACAACUGAAGAUCAUUAUCGAAAACUUGGAAGAAGUUAAAGUACAAAGAGCCAGAAUAUUGAGCAGGUAUUGAAAAAUCAUUUGAUAUAAAAUAAAAGAUCGUGUCAUAAUGAAGCGAAACUACAUUGUGUAUUUAUAUGUAAUUCAUUUGCCGUAUACAGUAUAGUUAUAUGAAAUUCCUAUUCUGUACAGACUUGACUGCAUAUUCAGACAAAAGAUUUAGAUUAUAGGGAACUAUAAUGGCAUACACCCUUUUCAUAAAUGGCUGCCGAUUAAAAGUUCUUUUAUGUGCAUAUAAAUUGGCCCAACUAGCCUCGUUUCUGGGUAGAAAUUCCUUUGAAAUCUUAACAUGAGUACGAGGCUAGUUGGCCACUUUAUAUGCACAUAAAAUAAUUUUUAAUCGGCAGCCAUUUAUGAAAAGGGUGUAUUGUUUGAGCGCUUCUGGCCAAUGCUUUGCAAAUGUAUAUAGGUUUUUUAAAUCAUUCCCGAUAUUGUAUGAUGCAUGCAUGCAUGCAUGCAUGCAUGCAUGCAUGCAUGCACGGGUUUAGGCGUAUAUUUAGCACAAAAUAAUUGUCUAUUCAUUUUUAAUUGUCUCCAUCUUCAUUAUUUUAACCCAGAUCGAAUCCAAUCAAGAAUCCUUGCGAGACUAUGAAAAAUCUUGUUAUAAAUGAUGGAAAGAGUGAUAGAAAUAAAAAUAUAACUGCA
Paramuricea clavata is the source of this 1112-nucleotide messenger RNA. NCBI's taxonomy places the organism in Eukaryota, Metazoa, Cnidaria, Anthozoa, Malacalcyonacea, Plexauridae. The record is from the annotation of a GenBank genome assembly.